Messenger RNA from Striga hermonthica, 2946 nucleotides. Lineage: Eukaryota; Viridiplantae; Streptophyta; Magnoliopsida; Lamiales; Orobanchaceae. The record is from the annotation of a GenBank genome assembly.
AUGACGGACGUCACGGAUGAGAUUGCAGAGGAGAUUUCGUUUCAGGGGUUUGAAGAUGACUGCAGGUUGCUGGGGAAUCUGCUCAAUGAUGUUCUUCAGAGAGAGGUCGGGCCUGAGUUCAUGGAGAAGCUCGAGAAGACCCGAGUCCUAGCUCAGAGUGCAUGCAACAUGAGGAAUGCCGGAAUUGAAGACACGGCCGAGCUUCUCGAGAAGCAACUUGCAGCCGAGUUGUCUAAAAUGACUCUCGAGGAGGCCCUCACGCUUGCUCGGGCUUUCAGUCAUUAUCUGAACCUGACAGGGAUUGCUGAAACUCAUCACAGAGUAACUAAGGCUAGAAGUGCUAGAAAAAUAUCGAAAUCUUGUGAUGAUACUUUGAACCAGCUCAUUCAGAGUGGUAUUUCUCCUGAUGAGCUUUAUGAUACAGUUUGCAAGCAGGUGGUUGAAAUUGUUCUCACAGCACACCCCACGCAAAUCAAUCGGCGAACAUUGCAAUAUAAGCAUAUAAGAAUUGCUCAUCUUUUAGAAUACAAUGAUCGCCCUGACCUCGGAGAUGAAGAUCGUGAGAUGUUGAUAGAAGAUCUGGUUAGAGAGCUUGCCUCAAUAUGGCAAACCGAUGAGCUCAGGCGGCACAAGCCCACUCCAGUUGAUGAAGCUAGGGCUGGAUUGAAUAUUGUGGAGCAAUCACUUUGGCGAGCUUUACCUCAUUACUUGCGGCGUCUUAGCAAUGCUCUUAAGAAGCAUACUGGAAAACCCCUACCUUUGACAUGCACUCCAAUAAAAUUUGGAUCUUGGAUGGGAGGUGAUCGAGAUGGAAAUCCAAAUGUGACAGCAAAGGUCACAAAGGAUGUCUCCCUUUUGUCUAGGUGGAUGGCUAUUGAUCUGUACAUUCGUGAAGUUGAUAACCUUAGAUUUGAACUCUCCAUGAACCGAUGUGAUGCAAAGUUAUCCCAACUGGCACAACAAAUUAUAGAAAUAGAAAAAUUUUCUGAAGAUAGGCAUGGCAGUUGGAGUCAACAAUCAGACAGGGCCCAGUUUAAGAAUUAUGGCAUUCAUUCUUCACCUCUUCCAACACAGCUGCCAGCUGGAGCCGAUCGCCCUUCCUGUGCAGAUCACAAUGACGUGAACUCCCGCUAUCCUCGACUGGAUCUUCCUGGAACAGAAUUUAUGCCGUUGAAUCGAGAGGACAGUCGGGAGUCUUUGGUUCGCAAAGAUUCUUCGAGUGAUGUUAAGAACCUCACCAUAAAAACACAUGGAAAUGGCUAUGUUAACAAUUCUGGAAGUUCCCAGUCAGUUGUGACCCCACGAGGAUCGUCUUUGAGCUCGGGUCAACUUCCUUCUCAGAAGAGGCUGUUUGUCGAGUCUCAAAUUGGAAGGACCAGUUUCAAGAGGCUUCUAGAACCAAGUUCUUCACAAAUCCCUGGAAUAGCUCCUUACAGAGUUGUUUUGGGUGAUGUAAAAGAAAAGCUUAUGAGGACCCGAAAAAGGCUGGAGCUUCUUCUCGAGGACAUUUCUUGUGAAUAUGACCAUGGAGAUUAUUAUGAAACAUCAGAGCAGCUUAUGGAACCUCUUUUAUUGUGCUAUGACUCACUGCACUCUUGUGGUUCUGGGAUCUUAGCCGAUGGCCGGCUGACUGACCUUAUCAGGCGUGUUUCUACUUUUGGAAUGGUUCUGAUGAAGCUUGACCUUCGUCAGGAAUCUGGUCGACAUGCAGAAACACUCGAUGCCAUAACCAAUUAUCUGGAUAUGGGUACCUACAGUGAGUGGAAUGAAGAUAAGAAACUUGAUUUUCUGACAAGAGAGCUCAAAGGGAAGAGGCCACUAAUACCUCCGAACAUUGAGGUUUCCCCUGAUGUUAAAGAAGUAUUAGAUACCUUCAGAGUUGCUGCUGAGCUAGGAAGUGAUUCACUUGGAGCAUAUGUGAUUUCCAUGGCCUCCAAUGCAAGCGAUGUUCUUGCUGUCGAGCUCUUGCAGAAGGAUGCUCGUCUUGCUGUUGCUGGUGAACUUGGCAAACCAUGUCCUGGUGGAACCCUACGUGUAGUUCCUCUGUUUGAGACUGUGAAGGACUUGAGAGAAGCUGGUUCGGUCCUCAGAAAGUUGCUAUCCAUCGACUGGUACCUUCAACAUGUCAUCAAGAAUCACAACGGGCAUCAGGAGGUUAUGGUUGGAUAUUCCGACUCAGGAAAAGAUGCUGGCCGUUUUACAGCGGCAUGGGAGCUCUACAAAGCUCAAGAGGCCGUUGUGGCCGCAUGCAACGAGUAUGGCAUAAAGACUACUCUUUUCCAUGGUCGUGGGGGUAGUAUCGGCCGUGGUGGGGGCCCUACAUAUCUCGCCAUUCAAUCCCAGCCUCCGGGCUCGGUUAUGGGCACCCUUCGCUCAACCGAGCAAGGAGAGAUGGUUCAGGCCAAGUUCGGCCUCCCACAAAUGGCAGUCCGCCAGCUAGAGAUCUACUCGACGGCUGUUCUCCUCGCCACCUUGCGACCCCCACAGCCCCCUAAGGAACAGAAAUGGCGCCACCUCAUGGACGAAAUCUCCCACAUCAGCUGCGCCACGUACCGGAGCACGGUGUACGAAAACCCCGAGUUCUUGGCCUAUUUCCACGAGGCGACCCCACAGGCCGAGCUCGGCUGCCUCAACAUCGGCAGCCGGCCCACUCGCCGCAAGGCAUCAACAGGCAUCGAGAGGCAAGGGCUGGGAGCCGAGCUGAGGAGGGAGCUGGUGACAACCGAGCGGUUCGUGAAGCUUGUGACGGGGCACGAGAAGAUAUCGGAGAAUAACAGGAGCCUGAGGAGACUGAUCGAGAGCCGGUUAUCAUAUUUGAACCCGAUGAAUAUGUUGCAGGUGGAGAUACUGAAGAGGCUGAGAGGGGACGAUGAUAAUAACAAGUUGAGGGACGCGUUGUUGAUCACGAUUAACGGGAUUGCGGCUGGCAUGAGGAACACAGGCUGA